Messenger RNA from Diaporthe amygdali, 3171 nucleotides. RefSeq names its product zinc metalloprotease. Lineage: Eukaryota; Fungi; Ascomycota; Sordariomycetes; Diaporthales; Diaporthaceae. The record is from RefSeq and is a predicted model, not a curated record. The transcript is spliced from 3 exons. The coding region runs from base 1 to 3171 and encodes 1056 amino acids. Gene Ontology annotation, molecular function: metal ion binding.
AUGGCAGCUGUCCAGAAGUCACGCUUCCGAAAGGUGCAGAGCUUCAAGACUGACUAUGCCCCCACCACUAUAACUCAAUAUGAAUCCGAGCGCAGCGGUAUGCAGGUCAUUGUGGCCGACCGAGAAGGGCCCAAAAUCAACGGCUACUUCACCUUGGCCACUGAGAUCUUUGAUGAUUCCGGAGCACCACACACCCUUGAGCAUCUGGUCUUCAUGGGUUCCAGGAGCUACCAGUACAAAGGGCUCCUUGAUAAGCUAGCAUCGAGGGCCUAUUCUAGCACCAACGCAUGGACUGCUGUUGACCACACAGCUUACACCCUAGAGACCGCAGGCUGGGAGGGCUUCGCUCAGAUCCUGCCUGUCUAUUUGGAGCACGUCAUCCUUCCCAACAUCACAGAUGAAGCCUGUAUCACUGAGGUUCAUCACGUGGAUGGGGAGGGAAACGACGCGGGUGUGGUCUAUUCUGAGAUGCAGGCUCUCCAGUAUAGCAUGACCGAGCUCAUGGAUCUCCGGGCGAGGCGGCUCCUGUAUCCCGAGAACGUCGGUUUCCGAUAUGAGACUGGAGGCAUGAUGGAAGCCCUUCGUGCAUUGACCCCGGCGCGGAUUCGUGAAUUCCACAAGGAAAUGUACCAGCCUCGAAAUCUGGCGGUCAUCAUUGUCGGAGAGACGGACCAUGAGAACUUGCUGGAAAUCCUUGACAAAUUUGAAGAGAGCAUCAAAGACGCCAUUCCUCCACUGGAUGCCCCAUUCAGACGGCCCUGGAUAGACUCUCCACAGCCGCCACCCAUAAAGGAGACCAUCGUCGAGACGGUCGAGUUUCCUGAGGAAGAUGAGUCGACAGGUGAUAUUGCCAUUGCUUUCUUCGGUCCCAACUGUACCAACCUAAUUGAUACGUCUGCCUUGAACAUCCUGAUGACGUAUCUUUGCGGCUCGUCGGUCUCGGUUCUAGAGAAUGUUAUGGUCGAGAAGGAGGAACUCGCCAGCUCCGUCUCCUACUGGUGGGACAGCAGGCCCAACACAACUAUCUGGUUUCAGCCUACAGGCGUUGCAACUGAGAAGCUCGAAUUUGUGGAAAAGAGGCUGCAUGAGUUGCUGAAGGAGGUGGCAUCAAAGCCACUUGAUAUGACUUAUAUGAAAGAGUGUAUCAAUCGAGAACAAAGACUCGUCAAGUUUCAGGCGGAAAGUUCUGAACAGUUCUACUCGAACAACAUCAUCACAGACUAUCUUUUCGGCAAGCGGGACGGCUCAACCCUCCAUGAGCUCCGCACUUUGAAGGAGUACGAUGUCCUCGGUCAGUGGACUGAGAACCAGUGGCAGGCAUUCCUCAGGAGAUGGCUGGUUGAUGUCCACCACAUUUCCAUGCUCGGCAAGCCUUCCAUGGCUCUGGCGACCAAGUUGAAGCAGGCAGAAGAGGCUCGUGUUGCAAAGCGGAAAGAGGAGCUGGGACCCGAAGGACUCAAGAAGCUAGCUGAGAAGGUUGAAGCAGCCAAGGCCAAAAACGACGUCGUAAUCCCUGGAUCCUUCAUCGACCAGUGGCCUGUUCCAGGCACUGAGUCCAUCCACUUCAUUGAAUCGAGCACUGCGAGAUCUGGAAAGGCAAAAGGUGUCGGCCUGAGCGACAAUGCUGCUCAAAAGGCGAUUGAUGCUGCCAAGCCAGGAUUGCCACUUUUCAUUCAAUUUGAAGACGUGCCGAGCAACUUUGUCAAUAUCUCUGUUCAUAUUGGGACGUCACAGGUGCCAGUGGAGCUCAAGCCACUUCUUUCCAUUUUCAUUGACAAUUUCUUCAACACUCCGAUCAACCGCGAUGGCAAGUUGGUCGACUUUGAAGAUGUCGUCAUGGAGCUUGAGAAGGACACGAUCAGCUACACUCUCAAUGGUGGCGGAAAGAUCUACGACCCCGAGAGCAUGCUGAUUAGUUUCCAGCUUGAGCCGCAGAAAUAUUCGACCAUCAUCGAAUGGAUCCGAACCCUUAUGUUUGACAGCGUCUUCGACAUUAGGAGAAUUAAGGCGUGUAUCUCUAAGGCACUGGCGGAUAUUCCAGAGGCAAAACGAGACGGAAGGGCCAUGUCUCUUGAAGUCGAUUGGGCGGUGCACAUAAGAAAAGAGUGGUACCCCAUGACGAAGAGAACACUGGUCAGAGCUGUCUACCUGCGCCGACUGAAGAAGCUGCUCCAAAAUGAACCUCAAAAGGUCUUGGACAUGUUCGAGCAGCUUCGCAAGAUCCUCUUUUCGUUCAACAACGUCCGAGUCCUGGUCAUUUCCGAUAUCGCGAAGCUCAACGAACCCGUUCAGUCCUGGGACGUCCUUACCAAGUCCUUUGGUAGCGAUGACACAGCCAAGGAUCUGCUGCCUAUCAUCAAGACGCAUACCAUGCUCAAUGCCGAAGGUCAGGCACCGGGCAACACCGGCACCGUGAUCAUCCCCAUGACCACUCUCGACACGUCCUACAGUGUCAGCACCACCAAGGGACUCACCUCAUACGAGGAUCCCCGUAUUCCUGCCAUGCUUGUCGCCAUCGGCUACCUAGAGGCGGUCGAGGGGCCCCUUUGGAACGCGGUCCGUGGUAGCGGGCUCGCCUACGGUACGCACUUUAGCCGGGAGAUGGACUGGGGCUUCCUGCAGUACCGCGUCUACCGCUCGCCUGACUCCAGCAAGGCCAUCGAUAUCUCGAGGGAGACGGUCGCAAAGAUCGCCUCAGGCGAAGUCCCGCUGGACAAGCAUCUCGUCGAGGGCGCGGUCAGCAGCAUCGUGUCCAGCUUUGCGGACGAGCAGGCCACCAUGUCGUACGCGGCGCAGCAGAAUUACAUCCUGGGCGUGGUUAGAGGCCUUGACCCGGCAUGGACCAAGAACAUACUGGCGCAGGUGCGCAACGUGACGGGCAAGGAGAUCAAGGAGGUCAUGAGCGAGCUGAUCCUGCCUGUGUUCCAGCCUGGCAAGAGCAACAUUGUCGUGACUUGUGCGCCAAUAAUGCAGGAGAACAUGGACAAGGCCUUCAAGAAAAUGGGAUACAAGACCCAAGUCCGAUCUCUCUCAGACUUCUACGACGCCUACGGUCUGGAAGGAGAUGAUGAGGAUGGCAAGGAGGAUUCUGAAGAUGACGAGGAAGAGGAGGAUUCCGACGAAGACGAGGACAUGUCUGAGGAUGACUCUGGCUCUGAGGACGAGGAGUGA